AAGCCACAAAGUGAUUCCAUGAAAACGAGGACCGGACAAAAAGAUGACGCUCCGACAUGUGAGGCCGGUAACCACAGAGGGGAAUUUGUGCAGAAAGGGACAUGACGAGGGAGAUUGAAGCUUUGGGAGCCGAGCUAAAGAAGUCAAGAGAAGAAGUGGAAAAGAGUCAUGCAGAGAUCAGGAAGCUGCAUAGUGAGCUGUCUCAGUCAGAAACCAGGCGGGAGGUGGUAGAAAAAAAGGCAGCCGAGCAGCUGACGAGGCUGACAGAAUCAGCCAAUCAAAAGGAAGACAUCAUUUUGGAAAACGAGAGCCUUUCAAUGCAGGUGAAGGCGCUGCAGAAUAAACUGAUGGCCCAGCUCCGGGAGAAGAAUGAUGCUUUGGCUCUGAAGGCACAAACGGAGGAGCAAUAUAACAUCCUUGCUGCUCAGCUCAAAGCAAAGACCGUCGCUCUGGAGGAGCUGAACUCCGAGUACAUCGCUGUGAAACGAGGACAGGGCAGCAGGGAGGAUCAGGCCGCCGCUCUCGUCUCCCUCAGAGCACGCUACAACGGCAUCAGAGCUAAGUAUGAUGCACUCCUUAAAAGAAAAAGCCAAACCGAUCUGGAUGUUGCGCCCUUAAAGGCCAAGCUUUCUUGCCUGGUGGUGAAGUGUCAGGAGAGAAACAGCUUGUUAGCCGAGAUGAUGAAGUCCAUGCACAGACGAGGCUGUCUGGAGCCCAGGCUGACGCAGCAGGCUGAGCAUCUGCUCAGCGAUGCCGCUCUGCAGGAUUACUCUGCUGCGUUCUCACCAGAAAGCAAAAUCCAACGCAGAGAGCAGUGUACUGACUUCACCCACGAUUUCCUUUCAGCGUUUCUAGGCUGCAACAGGGGAUUCAUGCCGGAUCCAACCUGCCCAGUUGUAUCCAGCUGUUUGAUUAAGCAGCAAAAUGAGGCCACGCCUGAAUCUGGAGCUCAGUGUGGUAAAAGUGAAAAACGCACCUCGAUAUUUGCCAAUGAGACUUCAGCAAAUCCUCAAACCUGCUGGAGAGUUGCACCUGCAGCAACAGAAACGCUAAAGGAAAACUCCCCAGGGUCAACCUCACCUUCAAGUAUUGCGGUGUCCCCCGUUGUCCCUUUAAAGGAGAGCAUGGUCACAAACUGUCCCCAGCUGUCUCCUGCCACUGGACCGCUCCAAGCAACCAGCCGACCAGAGAAAAGGGACUCUUGUCAUGUGGAGGUGAAAGAGAAGUACUCCCCUGAUACAACCGAGGUAGGGGAACGCUCGCAGAGUCCUUCCAUGGCGUCCUCAAGCACACGAGUCAGUCCGAGCAGGAGGCUGAGCAGUCCUGAGAAGAUUCUCAAUCUGAAAGAAGAGCUGCAGAAGACUCUGAUGGACAGCUUUCAGGCACCAGAGAGCAGAGGAAGAGGACAGGAGCCCCGGAGAAAUCUCUCACCUUCAGCGCCUACAGACCUACACAGACAUUUUUCUUUCAGUGUCCAACAUACUGACUCUCUGCCAGUCUCCAAAUUCUUUUGCCCCACUAAACACCCUCCAGUUGUAACUACUAAAUCUGACUCCUCUAAUAAGUCACCGACUCUUUUUAAUGCAGUUACAUCUCGCUGCGCUAACGCCAAAUUAAGUCCGAGCUUGUUUGCUUCCUGUCACCUUAAAGCAGACGGCUCUGUAACACCAGAACUUUUAACCUCUGCUGAUCUUCCUUUCAGCGCUGCAACUCACAGAAAAAACAGCUACAUUUCAUCUGAAAACACCAAGUUAGCAGCACACACAGAUCAGAAAAACAAAGUCAUUACCAUGCUUGAUUUGCCUGAUGUUGCACAUACGGAUGCAGUAAGUCCAGUCUGCGGUCGGUCUGCUCGUCUCUCUCCUGAGAGAUGCCACGAGGCUGCCACAGAUUUCACUGCUGCGAUGGAAAAUACUUCAAAACCCAGACCAGGAGCUCCAGCGGAGGUUCGCUCUGUUGAGGUCAUUAAACCGGUGGGACAGAGCAGCCUCCUGAUUGGCUGGGAGAGGCCGCAUCUCGACGAGCUCGGUUGCAGCAAUGCCACGUUUGUGUACGGAUACAGGAUUUUUGUAAACAAGGAAUUCCACAAAUCUGUCAUGAGCUCAGCGUGUACCAAGUGUAUUCUGGAGAACAUCGACCUUAGUGUCCCUGUCCACAUUGGUGUCCAGACCCUGGGCUCUAAUGGACUCCACUCUGAAAGUGUCUACACCAUUUAUCCCAACUCAAACAGAGGCUAGUAACCCUGGCUGGUUAGAUCACAUCUAACUAGCCAUUAGAUCAAGUCUAACCUCUCAGUGGGACCAAGCAGCAGUGCACGGCCAUCCACAGCUGCAGCUCUCUGUGGGAGCAUCCAACCCUCGACCUCCGUUAAGCUAACUCUGCUGGAACAACUGUGCACCAUAGGGAGAAUCCAGCCAACCAGUCAGGAAAAAGACUUCUCACACUGCUUUCACCCGCCUUUAAGCAGGCAACAACCUGAAGCUGACCCUUAAACCUCAGUUACAUGAAGAUGUCAAAGGAAGCUCUGUGAGUUUUCUGUCUCUGCAAUCAAAGGUCAUUUUCUGUGGAAAAAAAAAACCCAUAAACUACUCCUUUACUCCUUUGUCGUUGGAGUAACACCUGCAGUAGAUGCCAAUGAAGCAAGAUAAUAAAAACUGAUGAGAAAUUGUUCUUGAAGCAUGGCGUUGUCGAGUUUAAAGUUAAUUAGUGACACCGACAUUCACUGACUGUUCAUGAUCGUGUUGGAGUUGUGUCUGCAUCCUUUACACUGUGUGGACCCUAUGCUUCAUUAAAGAGCUCCACCGCUGCCUCUCUGGACUCUAACGCUGAAACGGACAUUAAAGACCUUUGGACUGAAAACACAUCGGACGUGACGGUCUCACUACUUGAUUUUUUUUUUUUUAUAUAUAUAUAUGAAGCCAAAUAUGUUUAAGACGAUUCACUCCAAAGACUCGUUUGUUCCCCCUCCUCUCACAGGUCUAUAGGAUUUCUUUCACCACAGAAGAAUAAAUUAAAAUUAAAAAAGGUCAUUUGCACACAGGGAUUAUUCAGAUCUUACAGAAGAAAUUUUAAAAAUGAGAUAAUCACUGAUAUAUUUUGUAGAGAAUAUUAUAAAAUGCCAAUAUGCUGUACCUCACACUGUAUGUCUAUUUGUAUGGGUGGCACUUCAUAUUUAAUGUUUGCACUCGGAUUACUUUCCUUUAUUUUGAUAAAUGUUCACGACACACAUAAUAUAUUGUUUUCCUACUGGCUCUGUAUGUGUGUGUAGAAUGAUCUUGGUGCAACAAAGGUAUUUUUCUAUCAGUUAUUGAUGCUGAGUUCCCAUAGAUCCAUUCAUACUGUACCAAGAAUAAACAUUUAUAAGAUAUUAACUAUCA
Fundulus heteroclitus (mummichog) is the source of this 3377-nucleotide messenger RNA. RefSeq lists its product as uncharacterized. The transcript has 13 exons. The record is from RefSeq and is a predicted model, not a curated record. Lineage: Eukaryota; Metazoa; Chordata; Actinopteri; Cyprinodontiformes; Fundulidae. The coding region runs from base 102 to 2237 and encodes 711 amino acids.